This is a messenger RNA of Cyprinus carpio (common carp), 3421 nucleotides long. RefSeq names its product peroxisome proliferator-activated receptor alpha-like. Lineage: Eukaryota; Metazoa; Chordata; Actinopteri; Cypriniformes; Cyprinidae. Gene Ontology annotation, cellular component: nucleus. Gene Ontology annotation, biological process: negative regulation of inflammatory response; hormone-mediated signaling pathway; regulation of lipid metabolic process. The record is from RefSeq and is a predicted model, not a curated record. Gene Ontology annotation, molecular function: zinc ion binding; RNA polymerase II cis-regulatory region sequence-specific DNA binding; nuclear receptor activity.
AAGAGAUCAGAUAUAACUUUAGAAAGCUGGAUGGCUUCCCUCGCAGACAGAGCUGCAAACUGAGAUUCUCUGCCAAGAGCUCAUUUAUGACGGGAUUCUGCAGGAACAGCUUGUCUGCCAUCAAUAGUCAAUGUUAGUGCGAAUUUUGUCAGCUUUUUAGCACGGGCGGUACUGCAACAGAGGGAAAGCAUUUUUUAUUUAUUUUUUAGAUUGGCUGUGUUUGUCACUUAAAGGUAAAGUGUAUUGCUCUUUCUUCCAAAAAACAGUGAUCUGUUGCAGAAGGGUUUGAAUGCUGAGUCUGGCGUUGGUUAGCCUUCUCUAUGUGACUGCUGUAAGAAAUUAAAGGGUUGAGUGGAAUGCCAUUUCAGCCGUUGUCCACAAACAUAAAAGUUCCCUCGAGAGCAUCUGAAUCCAUUUGAGUAGUUAAUUCUUUUGUAGGGGAUUUUUAUCUCUUGCUCACACUUGGAACAUCCGGCCAUAUAGUGUGUGUGUAAAUGAUACCAUGAUAUUAAGCAAAUUAAGUGCAUCAGAAUAACCGCUUAAAACUACUUAGCAGCCACAUAACAACGCCCUGAAACCCUCUCACAGUUUUUUUGAAAAACGUAUAAAUUGAAACCAAUUUGAUUUUACACUGAAAUAUCUUUUACACCCAAUCUUUAGGUCACUUCAGUCGAUGGAGCACUCGGUCUUCGGUCGGACUCUUUGAUAAGUUCACAUGGCAGGACGAAUGAGAUUACACUACAGUGAUGAAACAGGCCAAAGCCUUUGAAACAGUCCCCUCAUGUCUGAAUAAAAUGCUGCCAUAUCUGUGCCUAGGGUUUCCUUGGCAACCCUCCUUGAACAUGUUACUUCUGCCACUUGUUUAGUGUUGCUCUGAAUGGAACUACUUCUAGUCACUGAGCCCAGGCUGCAGUUUGCAUACUAAACUGAUGAAUGAUUCAAAGCUUGCCGUGGUCCAGCGCCAUGGUAGACAUGCCGAGCCUGUACAGUCCCUCGUCCCCACUGGGCGAUCCAAUUCUGGACAGCCCUCUGUAUGGAGAGCUCAUUGGUGACAUGGAGGUGCUGGAGGACAUCUCUCAGUCUCUCAGCGACGAUGCCUUCAACUCCCUUCACGUACUGGACUCCCAGAGCAGCACCACAGCAGCAGACAGCUCAACUGUCUUAGAUGUCUUAACACUGGCAUCGAGUCCGUCCUCAGAAGUGUUUGCGUCCAGCACGGUUCAGGACGAGAACUCUUCUGGUUCUCUGGCCCUCGAGUGCCGCGUCUGCGCCGACCGGGCCUCAGGUUUCCACUAUGGAGUGCACGCCUGCGAAGGGUGCAAGGGGUUCUUCAGGAGAACCAUUCGACUCAAACUGGAGUAUGACAAGUGUGAACGCAACUGCAAGAUCCAGAAAAAGAACCGAAACAAAUGCCAAUACUGCCGUUUCCGCAAGUGCCUUGCAGUGGGCAUGUCCCACAACGCUAUCUCUGAAAAGCAGAGGCUGAAAGCAGAACAGGACGUCAGCGUGAAAGAGGAGCAUGAGUCCCAGCAGCCGGACACAAAGAGUCUGGCCAAGCAGAUGCAUGAAGCCUACCUCAAACACUUCCACAUGAACAAAGCCAAAGCACGUGUGUUUCUCACGGGCAAGACCAGCACUCCGCCCUUCGUCAUCCACGACAUGGACACUCUCCAGCACGCCGAGCAGAAACUACUCACCCAGCUGCUGGGCAACGUGGCGUCCGGAGACGUCUCCACUCUGCGGGAGAGGGAAGUGGAGGCCCGGCUCUUCCUGUUCUGUCAGUACGCCUCGGUGGCGACGGUCACAGAGCUGACGGAGUUCGCCAAGGCCGUGCCCGGCUUCGCCGCCCUAGACCUCAACGACCAGGUGACUCUGCUGAAGUACGGCGUGUACGAGGCACUCUUCGCCCUGCUGGCCUCCUGCAUGAACAAAGACGGACUGCUGGUGGCUCGUGGCGGAGGCUUCAUCACUCGAGAAUUUCUAAAGAGCCUGCGUAAGCCCUUCAGCGACAUGAUGGAGCCAAAAUUUCAGUUCGCCAUGAGGUUCAACGCCCUAGAGCUCGACGACAGUGACCUGGCACUGUUCGUGGCUGCCAUCAUCUGCUGCGGAGAUCGUCCAGGACUGAGCGACGUGUCGCAGAUCGAGCGCAUCCAGGAGAGCAUCAUCCACGCCCUACGGCUCCACCUGUUGUCCAACCACCCCGACGACACCUUACUCUUUCCCAAGCUGCUGCAGAAACUGGCCGACCUGCGGCAGCUGGUGACGGAGCACGCGGAGCUGGUGCAGGACAUCAACAGGACUGAAGAUGCUUCACUCCACCCGCUUCUACAGGAGAUCUACAGAGACAUGUACUGAGCUCAGAGCGUCCUCGUUCUCGGGAAGCACCGGAACACGACAGAUCACCCUGCACUGGGGACGGGAGAUAAAGGACGCUCAGCUCGGGGGGAAGAGGAGCGGCGGAAACAUCUUUGGGGUGUGCGCUUGCUGUAGGAUAAAGCACUGCCAGGACAUUACAGGGAAAAGCUAGCGUAAUUCUAGGCUGUAAAAAUAUAGCACUAACCUUUAAUAGGACACGGACCUUUGUAAGGUCAGUGCCUAUAGUCUCAUAGAACAGUGCAAUAGAUGCUUUUGUAAAUUUGCCAAAGAGUGGAUUUCAAUUAUAGGUGCAGUGAGCGGAAAACAUACGAUGCCUUGGCUCACUGUAGGCUGCCAGUAGAUCGUUAAAGUGUCAUAUUCAGCUUCAUAAGCAUCUGUUUGUAGUGUGCUCCUGCUCCAUGUCUGUAAAGCUUGAAGGGCAGGGCUUCGGAGAUACAGGGGGCGUGGUUAACUUUCAGAGCGGUCAAAGUCUCUCAGCACCUUGAAACUGGAGCGCAUCGCGUCUCUGCCAAAUAAACACCAGCAGUCAAGAUUUAGUAUCUGGAAAAAUAUAGAUUUGACGAUCUUGAAUAUUGGGUGAUUUUUUUUUAUCUUUUUUUUAAUGUAUAGAGAGAGCCAUAUAAAUCAGAUUGUUUGUUACCUCAUUUGAAAUGCUUGUACAUUGAGCAUCAUUUGUAAAAUCUUUUGUAUAAAAAUAUUGUACUUUGUAUAGCACUCCAAUUGUAAUUUUAUUGUACAAAUGUGUUGCGUGUUCCGAAUUAGUACUGAUUGGUAAAUUAUUGUUUUAUCGUUGUAUACUUUUCCAGGGUAAAAGUAAAUUUCAUAGCAUCUAGAGCAAAAUCUACUACAAUCCACAAAGUCACUUGAUCAGAAACUGCUCUUUAGAUCUCGGUUACUGCAAUUUAAUGAACUUAAUUCAUGUGCUUAUUGUUUUAUUUUUCUUUUGUUUUUGUUUUGUUGUUUUUUGGGUGCGUAAUUACUGACUGAUCUGGUGUUUGUAGUUUGAAAUGAAAUAUAAUGUUGUGAAAAAUGUUUCUAAAAACGA